This is a messenger RNA of Salvia splendens (bonfire salvia), 1463 nucleotides long. RefSeq names its product NAD(H) kinase 1. The transcript is spliced from 8 exons. Gene Ontology annotation, biological process: NAD+ metabolic process; NADP+ biosynthetic process. The record is from RefSeq and is a predicted model, not a curated record. Lineage: Eukaryota; Viridiplantae; Streptophyta; Magnoliopsida; Lamiales; Lamiaceae. Gene Ontology annotation, molecular function: NAD+ kinase activity. The annotation marks the transcript as partial.
AUAAAAAUUCUAAAGUUCUGCUUGGCAGUACUGUCAUUGGGAGGCCAAUCCAGUGAGUCCAAUGUUGAGAGAACCAGAAACUUGGAUGAUCAUGUUGCAACCUCAAACCAAAAUAAUGAUCAGUGUGAGUUAUGCAGCGGGAAAAAUGAUAUUUGCGCUCAUGAGGUUCUUCGAGAUGGUGAAUCCGGUUCCGGCUGCACUCCUGCUUCACAUAAGAUGAUGAGAAAGGCAUCAUUUAAGCUAUCAUGGUAUUGCAAGGGUGAAAAAUCUGAUCGCCACAAACAUGAUGUUGUGUCUUUUGAGAAGGGUAAUAUAACAACUGCAGAGCGCAGCAGUAAACAGAUUUCCUUGAAGUGGGAAUCACCUCCACAGACUGUGCUUAUGUUAACAAAACCAAAUUCUACAUCUGUCAAAAUCCUAUGUUCUGAAAUUGUCAGAUGGUUGAAAGAGCAGAAAAAUUUGACAAUAUUUGUGGAACCACGAGUGAAGUCCGAGCUUCUGACAGAAUCGCCAUACUACAGCUUUGUACAAACCUGGCUAGAUGAUAAAGAUGUUCAGACACUGCAUACAAAAAUUGAUCUCAUUGUAACGCUUGGUGGAGAUGGAACCGUCCUAUGGGCUGCUUCUAUGUUUAAAGGUCCGGUUCCUCCCAUUGUGCCAUUUUCUUUAGGCUCUCUGGGUUUCAUGACCCCUUUCCAUAGUGAACAUUAUCGCGAAUAUCUUUCAUCAAUCAUUCGCGGUCCUUUUAGUAUCACAUUAAGGCAUCGAUUGCAGUGUCAUAUCAUCAGAGAUGAGGCCAAAAGUGAUAACGAGAAUGAAGGGCCUAUGCUAGUCCUGAAUGAAGUAACAAUUGAUCGUGGAAUUUCUUCAUUCCUGACAAAUUUAGAAUGUUACUGUGACAACUCUUUUGUGACCUGUGUACAAGGUGAUGGUCUGAUUUUGUCUACGACAUCUGGGAGUACAGCAUAUUCCCUUGCUGCCGGAGGAUCUAUGGUCCAUCCACAGGUUCCUGGAAUAUUGUUUACACCUAUCUGCCCUCAUUCUCUAUCAUUUCGGCCUCUGAUAUUGCCUGAAUACGUGAUGCUGAGAGUAGUGGUGCCCUUCAACAGCAGAAGCCAAGCAUGGGUGUCAUUUGAUGGCAAGGACAGGAAACAAUUAGCCCCCGGAGACGCACUCGUGUGCAGCAUGGCCCCUUGGCCGGUUCCCACUGCGUGUCAAGUUGACUCAACCAGUGAUUUUUUGCGCAGCAUCCACGAUGGUCUUCAUUGGAAUUUGAGGAAGACUCAGGCCUUUGAUGGCCCUCGCGAUCCUUGACUGUGCGGUAUUGAGGAAGAGAUAUCCACACUCUUAUUUACUAGUUGUGCUAAAUUUGUAAAAUUGAAAUGCACCUAUUUUUAUUAUAUACAUCCCGUGACAAUAAGGAAGAAUUGGCAGAGUGAAUCGACAACACUAUUUCAUACUCA